UAUGCUCUGUUUUGCUUCGCCGACGUCGUCGCCGCGCCGAACGGUUUACCCUCCCAAAGAUUACCGUGCCUGACUCUUUGCAGGGGAAGAACAACCACGAUGUCCUGGGCUGAAUCGCAUAUUGAUUAUUGUGAAUCCCAUGGUCUUCAUCCUGGUUCUUAUUUUGGGGACUAUGGUGCUUGUGGGGACUAUGAUGAUUAUGGGGACUAUGAUGAUUAUGGGGACUACAAUGAUCAUGAUGACUAUGAUUAUGAAAGCCAUGAUUAUGAUGAUUAUGAAAAUGCUGACUACGGAGGAUCCCAAAGUGACCAUGACUGUGAUCCUGCUGAUGACGUAAGAAAGGACGACGGAAAAUCCUAUAACUCCCGACGCUUUCGACAGGCUGCCCACAGUCAUCAGCUCCUUGCUGAGCUUGCCAGUCAACGUGAGACCGGUGAAUUCGUUGAUGUUGUAGUGAAGGUAGAAAACAGGAGGUUUCCUUGUCAUCGUGCCGUGUUGGCCUCCACACCGUACUUCAAAGCCAUGUUCUCCUCAAAACUCGCCGAACGGAAGUCAAGGGUGGUGCGACUGCGCGGGAUAACCCCAAACAGCUUCUCCAAGAUCCUGGACUUCUUGUAUACGGGAGAGAUUUGCAUCUGUGAAGACGAUGUACAAGACAUUCUGCAGGCAUCACACAUGCUGCAGUUUGACAAGAUCUCCGAAUAUUGCCGUGAGUUCAUCCAAAGCAACCUCUGCCCUUCAAACUGUGUCGGUGUCAUGCAGCUUGCCGAUAUGUACGGAUUUUCCGCACUGGAAAAGCAAGCAACGUCCCUGGCAGUGUCACAUUUUAGACAGGUCAGACAAGGUGAAGAGUUUUUGACCCUUUCAACGCAGAAUCUGUUGCGUCUUCUCAUUAACGAGGAGCUGCCAGUUGGCGACGAAGCGGACGUUGUCACUUCUGUAAUACGGUGGCUCGACCAUGAUCCCGAAGGUCGCAAGACAGCAGUGGCGCGGAUUUUGCGAACAAUUCACUUAUCAUGUGUCAAGGUCAGAGUGCUAGAGAUACUAGAGUCUCACCCUGUUGUACGACAGUCUUCUGAAUGUCUGGCAAGCAUCAGAGCAGCCAAGGAAGAACAUCUCCGCGGUGCACAGGAACUGCAGGCAGAAGGAGGUGCGACCGAGGAAGUUAUAAACCUCCUCGGUAUGACUAGAAGUAGACUCAGAAUCGGUUUAUCGGACGACUUGGCAAUAAUUGUCGGUGGUUGGAAAGAUGUCACGAAAGAACAGUCUAGUGAUGAAGCGUACACACAACCGAUGCCGCUGCAAAGUAUAAUUUGCUUCGACCCCGACACUGAGCAGUGCUACCACAUCACAGACCUACCUACGACUGCUCCUGGGUACAUGAGUGUCACGCGUGCAGGAAGACGCCUGUACGUGACCGGCGGACGCGCCCAUCCUCUGCAUCUCGUCGGUGACGGUGAUGUUCCUCAUACUGAAACAUCCAGACAAGCCUUUCAGUAUGACGUCCCAACAGACACCUGGACGAAGCUACCCGACAUGCCUGGCGGCAGGGCAGGACAUCAGUCCGCGGUCGUUGACGGGAAACUCUUCCUAGUUGGGGGUGACGUUGAAGAUACGUCUCAAAUGUGCAUGGAUUGCUUCGACCUUGAAAAGGGGCUUUGGACAACACCGGUUACGCUACCAACAAUAGACACAUGGUCAGACUUAACGGUGACAGCCUUUGGGGGUAGCCUUGUUCUCUUGCAGGUGUUAAAGAACACAAUAAAACGUCGGGAAGUUAAACCAGGCUAUCUCUCCUACGGGUUGUCGGGCUAUGAUUAUUCAGGGUUGAAAUCCAGAAAGGUCUGCGUGCACGCCUUUAACGUUGAAACAGGUAACUGGACGUAUACCUGCUCGGACUGCGACGCACAACCACACACGAGAGUCACACCCCUGACAACCGUUGUGGAAGACAAUUUGUAUAUCCUAUUAUCUGAAGAUCACAGCCGCUAUAACAAUGUGUUCACCUACCAUGCCCAAACAGCUACCCUAUCAAAGGUUUCCAUCCCUUUCGGAUUACAAUGGAACUACCUAAGUGCAUAUGGUUGGCGCAAGUCUGGAUUUGAACUGGAUGAGGACUUCAUAAACGUGAUAGACAGCUACAGGGUUGACACAGAUGACAGGAUUAGGGGAGCGCGGAGAGGCACAUUCCUGCCCUUUGGCGUGUUUGGUCACUGCUUUCUUGACACCAAAAAGAGUAGCUUUGGGUGGUACUGUAGGGACUUUGCAAAAAUGAAGAACAAGAAAGAUGGAGCAGAUUGAGGUGGUAAUCUUAACCUCCGUUUGACUUCAUGGUAGUUAUGUUUUACCUUCGUAG
Messenger RNA from Branchiostoma belcheri (Belcher's lancelet), 2356 nucleotides. Its product is annotated as kelch-like protein 12. Bases 100 to 2301 code for a protein of 733 amino acids. Lineage: Eukaryota; Metazoa; Chordata; Leptocardii; Amphioxiformes; Branchiostomatidae. Gene Ontology annotation, molecular function: protein binding. The transcript is spliced from 2 exons. The record is from RefSeq and is a predicted model, not a curated record.